AUGGGGAGGGAUGAAAAGCCGGUCAAGAGGAAACCUGAAAAGGAGUUGCCAGCUCCUGAUUGGCUGCCUGCUGGCUGGCACGUGGUUGAGAAAGUGCGCAUUUCAGGCAACUCUGCUGGCACUAAAGACAAGUACUACCACUCUCCGGAUGGCCGUGUGUGCCGCUCCAAGAAAGAGGUGAUGGCAUACUUGCAAGGAGCGCAGCCUCGAGGGAAAAAGGCAAAGACGAGCGCACACGAGCAGAUGCACCAGCGGCGGCAGCAGCAGCAGCAGCAGGAGGAGGAGGAGCAGCAGCAGCAGCAGCAGCAGCAGCAGCAACAACAACAACAGCAACAGCAACAGCAGCAGCAGGAACAACCUUUUUUCACCCCGUGCCCUCUCACCUCCAUGGUCAUGCCUAAUAAUCUCGCCUCACCUACCGGGCCUGCUCCUUCUGGGGGGGUGCAUCAUUGUCAUACGGCAGCAGCAGCAGCAACAGCAGCAGCAGCAGCACCGCCCGCCUUUUUCGCGACACCAGCGGCCACUGGUAACCAAGCAAGCGGCGCGUAUUCUCAUGCUUUUGACGUCGCAGACGCCCGUCCCUGCCAUUUCCAGGCUUCGGUCGUGUUCGGGUUCCCUGCUGCCUGCCCUUUCCCCCUUGUGUCGCCCAUGUUUCGCUGGCCUUGUGGCUCCAAUGAGCCUCGGAUGGACACGGGGCGUGGUUCUGUGGGGGGAGAGGGGAGUGAGGCACUGGGGGCGUCAGCAUGUGCAGGGGUGGAAGGUGCAGAACAAGCAGCGGCGUGCAAUCCUGGUGGCGGCAGCAUGUGGGGGGCUGGGUGUGGCAGGGCGAGGAGGAAGCAAAGGGCACGGAGGGAUUUGUGGGAGGAGGAAGCAGAGGCAGAGCAGGGAGGAGGGUGGCGCAGAGAAGGGGAGUUUGUUCAUCUAGCGGGCGGAAAUGAGGGGACUGAGAGGGGGGAGGGGGAGGGGGACUGGAGCGGGGGAAGCAGGAGGGGAUUUGUUGAACCAGUGGAUGAGACUGUCCGGCAAGAUGAGAUGGCUGGGACGGAAAUGGGAGACAGGGGAAGCAUGAAGCUGAAGGUGGGGAGGGCUGGACAGGACGAGUUGGGGGGUGAGAGCGAGGGAAAGGGUAAAUGGCGAUGGAUACAUGAGAGUGGAUGGAAGACAAAUCAUGCAGACACGACUGCGUGCCGAUUAGAAGCAGGUAGACAGUGGUUUAAGCAGGUGGGAGGUGGUGAAUGUGGGGGAGUGGAUAGCAGAGAAGAUAUGGGCGGAGAUAAUGUGGAGGGUAGGGAUGUGAGUGCGAGUGCAAGGGCGAGUGUGCAAGGGGGGUGUAUACAGGUGAAAGAGGAGGGUGCAUGA
This is a messenger RNA of Closterium sp. Naga37s-1, 1359 nucleotides long. NCBI's taxonomy places the organism in Eukaryota, Viridiplantae, Streptophyta, Zygnematophyceae, Desmidiales, Closteriaceae. The record is from the annotation of a GenBank genome assembly.